UCGCGCAUCAUGAAUUGACAGGUGACUACGGUAUCCGUGAUCUCCGACACAACACAACAAAGUGAAGGCAAACAUGGCGAGCGCAGAGGAGGCACGAAGACGCCCCUCGGUCAGCUCCUCCUCGGUUGGCCUGGAGUCUCUGUUCCCGGCCGGGACGUCGGAGGCGUCCUGCGGAGACGGAGACCCGGAGCUCGUGCGGCUGCGGGAGCGACUGCAGGGCUGGCUGUCGCAGUACGAGCCGCUGUUGCUGUGGCUGCAGCGGCUGCUGGUGUGGGAGAGGCCGCUGUGGAGCGUCUCGGUGGCGCUGACUCUCAACACGCUCUUCUGGCUGCUGUCGUCCACUUCUCUGCGCCCUCUGUUCCUGCUCAGCGUCUCCCUGCUGGGACUGAUGUUGCUGGAGAGAUGGAAGCCUCAGCUGCCUGUAAUUCAUGUGCAACAUGUUGAGACUUCCAGGAUUCAAAGUGAGCCAAUGAGCAGAGAGCAGCGGCUGCUCAGCGUUCCGGAGCUCAGCCACCACCUGGCUGAAAGCUACCUGACCUGCCGUCUUUACCUCCAGGACAUGUUGCUGUACAAAAGGCAGAAUCAUGGAAAGUUCUGUGCGAUGAUGUGCAGCGGGUGUUUGGUGCUGGCGCUCGUGGGACAUUAUGUUCCUGGAAUUAUGAUUUCGUACAUCAUAGUUCUGAGUGUUCUUCUGUGGCCACUGGUGGUGUACCAUGAACUGAUCCAGAGGAUGUACACCGGCCUGGAACCCAUCUUCAUGAAACUGGACUACAGCAUGAAGGGGGACACAGAGCAUCGCAAGCAUGACAAGAGGAAGGUGAAGAAGGAGGUGGAGGAGGGCGACGAACCAAGAGCAGAGACGGAGAGCGAGAGCGAGGAGGAGCUGUCGUGUUUUGCACCAACGGUGGAUGUGAAGACCACAGCUCUGGCCAUGGCCAUCACAGACUCUGAGCUGUCAGAUGAGGAGGCAUCCAUUCUGGAGAGCGGAGGCUUCUCCGUGUCACGAGCGACCACACCGCAGCUCACCGACGUCUCUGAAGACUUGGACCAGCAGAGUCUCCACAGUGACCCAGAAGAGGCGUACCUGCGGGAUCUACCAGAGUUUCCUUCGGUUGAGGAAUUCCCAUCCUUGGAACAUAACCUGCUUCACUUUCCCCUGCGCAUCUCCUCUCAGGGAGAAGGAGCCCAGAGCAGUGCUUCGUCAGAGGAGGAACCACUGAGCCCAGCUAGUCUCCUCCUGCAGCACCUGGCGUCGCCACUUCACUUUGUAAAUACGCACUUCAAUGGACAUGGAAGACCGCCUGGCGGUGAGGAGGGCUUGUUGCCCGGACCAUCAGCUGGCCAGGAAGCCGGGAGUCAAGAGGGAGAGAAGGUAGCUGGGGUAUCCCAGGGAGCACAGCGCUCACUAGAGGCUUUGAGUGAGGAGAUCGUGAGCACCGCUAUCUCCACUGUGGUGCAGAACACUCUUUCAGCCCUGUUGCACUCCAGUGAGGCCAGUGAGGAGCCCACCCUGGCUGAGUUCCUACCCACUGAAACCCCUCCAUGCGCUCUGGAGACCCUCACCCCACCAAACCUCACCACAGCUGACCUCGUAUCAGGCUCCGAGGAUACUGAGACAACCACUACAGAAUUCAACGCCGCUGAAGAGAUGCCAGACGACACACUCAUCCCAACAGAAGAAGAAGACUUUGAGCUUCUGGACCAAAGUGAACUGGAGCAGAUUGACGAGCUGGACUUGAGCUCUGACAGACAGCAGGUGGAAGGAGCCUCCGGAGCGCCAGACAGCCCUGGGCAUCAAUCGCAGUCGUAGCUCCUUAGCAUGGAGCCCUGUUUUAUUUUUAUUUGUACAAUAGAAACACACGACUAUACGGUUCAAACUGCGAAAUAGAAAUAUAUACAAUGCAUUUAUUCAAGAGCUUGGAGUCUAAUACUGUUGGCUGUUGAGAUGAUACUGUUCUACGCUUUCAUUAGCAGUUUAAUACGGUUUGGCCUGAUAUUGGCUAUUUAAAACAUUUUCUUUCCUCAGAACCCUCUCAAAUUUAGUCAAUAGACAAAAGAAUAAUAUUCCCCCCCACACCUUUCCCAUCUGACACACGUCUGUUCAUUCUUGUGAAGAAUCACGUGAAGUGUCUACUGUAGUGAAACCAGUUGUCCUAGCCGUGAAGACCUUUACCUGGGUAACUCGCGUACCUCACUUUUCUGGUCAGGAAUAUGAAAGGCGGCAUGAAGGAAUUCUCAAAUAUGCUUUCAAGUGUUUAAGAUUCGAAAAAAGAAAUCAAUAUUAAACUUUUCUGUUUGUACAAGCAAAUACUGCUUCAUUUUCACAUGACUUUCAGAAUAUUUUGAAUGCAGUUAGAAAAUGUCACUUAAACAGAAACAUUCAUGUCAGAUAACCAUGAAGCAUUAUUUCAAGGAGUGCUCACAAAAUUCUGUUAAACUGCAGCCUCAGCUUCAAGGUGAAAUUCUAAUCAGAAUUUGCUGCCAGGCGGGUUAAUGCGUCUCUGGCAAGCGUCCAUGUUGUCACCUCCUGUGGAUACAGGGAAACCGACUGGAACGUCAGCGAGUACAGAACCUUUAGACAGGUCUGCACGCCUAUUUAUUAGUGUGAUAUUUUAUGUUGGGGGAGGGUCACGCUCCUUGGGACAUUUACGUGUUGUUUUCUUCUUUCUGAAAGCAUGUGCGAUCACCAACAACCCAAUUUGCUAUGUAAACAGACCCAUAUGAGAUGUAUUUUUAUAGUUGUCCGAUUCUAGUGUUGGAUAAAUAUUACCACUAAUAUAUUGAUAUUAUAUUGAACCCUUUCUUGUUUUCAUUUUCCCACCACAUGAUUGUAUGUCUCUGUUCUUGUCACUUGUUGCCUGGAAACUGAAAUCUUUGAUUGUUGGAUGUUGAAACAUCUUCACCUCUACGCACAAGUGACUUUGAAGUGUGACGUCAUUUGUGAGCCUGACUUCUCUCCACGCAGAUAAGGUUGUUCAUAAUUUCAUCAUCAGCUGGCAGAGGACAAAACCAAUGUACCUGCAGACCAAUUUAAUUUGUUCACUUGCUGCCAAGUUCAUUAUUAUCUGACUGCUUCCGUUGGAAGAAAUAGUCCACAAUAUCCAGCUAAAAAGAGAUUGGCUUCUAUGAUCCAUCCAUAGCUCAGGGGCGGGGUGUACAAACUGAACAUGACAUCACAGGAGGUGUUCAUUUUCCGACGUAGUAGUGCGCUGUGUUUGUACUUACUCUUCUAUUCUCGACCUGUGUGUGUGUGUGUGUGUGUGUGUAUAGUGUAUAAAAAGAAUGUGUAUAUUCUGCAUGUAUAAAAGCACUCAGCUCAAGUUGCCUGGCGUACAAUUUGGAAGGAUGGUUACAUCAGCUUCAGGAAAGUAUUUUAUGAUACUUAUGCGCUCAAAAAUAUGGCUUAAAUUAUUCAAAGGGCACUUGACCUGUACAAUUAAAAAAGAAAGAAAAUAUAUUUUCUAUUUUUUCUUUUUUUUCCAUAAAGCACUCAGUUUGCUCUUUCCAAAAAGGGAGAGUUUUGCAGAAAAGACAUGGAUUUAUUGUCAUUUAACUGGUCAAACAUCAAACAAACGGCACAUGUGAAAGAAUAAAAGAACAAACUGAAACCAUUAAA
Messenger RNA from Synchiropus splendidus (mandarinfish), 3616 nucleotides. RefSeq names its product reticulophagy regulator family member 2 (gene retreg2). The record is from RefSeq and is a predicted model, not a curated record. The transcript is spliced from 9 exons. NCBI's taxonomy places the organism in Eukaryota, Metazoa, Chordata, Actinopteri, Syngnathiformes, Callionymidae. Bases 74 to 1810 code for a protein of 578 amino acids.